UUGCAAGGAGCCUCGCAGUCAGCCAGCGAGCGCGGAGAGCGCUCUGGGAUGAGACUUGAAGGCGGCGGCUCAGGACACGGCGUUGGCGCGGGCUUCUUGGUCGCGUCCCGGGAGUGGUGCCCAAGGAGCUCUGCAGUCCUCUGCGGGGCGAGGCGGCGGACGACGGAGACGGACCCUCACGGCUGCGCCCCUGUCUCGCUUCUCUAGGGCCGGCGGCGGUGGCUGCAGCUGCAGCCCUCCUCCUCUUGAAGAUGGAGAAGAUGUUGUUGGGGUGCUUGCUGAUGCUUGGGCAACUCCUCCUUGUCCUCCCAGUUGGAGCCAGAGAGCGUCCCCAAGCCAAGUUCCCCUCCAGAGGCCGUCAUGUCCAGAUGCAUCCACAGACUGCACUGCUGGAGAGUUCCUGUGAGAAUAAGCGGGCAGAUCUGGUGUUCAUCAUUGACAGCUCCAGAAGUGUCAACACCCAUGACUAUGCAAAGGUCAAGGAGUUCAUUCUGGAUAUUCUGCAGUUCUUGGACAUUGGUCCUGAUGUUACCCGAGUAGGUCUGCUCCAAUAUGGCAGCACGGUCAAGAACGAGUUCUCCCUGAAGACCUUUAAAAGGAAGUCUGAGGUGGAGAGGGCUGUCAAGAGAAUGAGGCAUCUAUCCACUGGCACCAUGACAGGGCUGGCCAUCCAAUAUGCCCUCAACAUUGCCUUCUCAGAAGCAGAGGGGGCCCGGCCCUUGCGGGAGAAUGUGCCACGAGUCAUAAUGAUUGUGACUGAUGGGAGGCCUCAGGACUCGGUGGCUGAGGUGGCCGCCAAGGCCCGGAACACAGGCAUCCUGAUCUUUGCCAUCGGUGUGGGUCAGGUGGACCUGAAUACACUAAAGGCCAUUGGGAGUGAGCCCCACAAGGACCAUGUCUUCCUGGUGGCCAAUUUCAGCCAGAUUGAGUCCUUGACCUCAGUGUUCCAGAACAAAUUGUGCACUGUCCACAUGUGCAGCGUCUCAGAACACAACUGUGCCCACUUCUGCAUCAACACGCCUGGCUCAUACAUCUGCAAGUGCAAGCAAGGGUACAUUCUCAACACGGAUCAGAAGACUUGCAGAAUCCAGGAUCUGUGUGCCACAGAGGACCAUGGCUGUGAGCAGCUGUGCGUGAACAUGCUGGGUUCCUUCGUCUGCCAGUGCUACAGUGGCUAUACCCUUGCCGAGGACGGGAAGCGAUGUACAGCUGUUGACUACUGUGCCUCAGAAAAUCAUGGAUGUGAACACGAGUGUGUAAAUGCUGAAAGUUCCUACCUGUGCCGGUGCCACGAGGGAUUUGCUCUUAACACAGAUAAGAAAACAUGCUCAAAGAUUGACUACUGUGCCUCCUCGGAUCACGGAUGUCAGCAUGAGUGCGUCAAUGCCCAGACGUCCGCUUUCUGCCGAUGCCUGAAAGGCUUCAUGCUAAACCCAGACAGGAAAACCUGCCGAAGGAUCAACUACUGUGCACUGAACAAACCAGGCUGUGAGCAUGAGUGUGUGAACACAGAGGAGGGUCACUACUGCCGCUGCCGUCAGGGCUACACUCUGGACCCCAAUGGCAAGACCUGCAGCCGGGUGGACCACUGUGCACAGCAGGACCAUGGCUGUGAGCAGCUGUGUCUGAACACCGAGGAGUCUUUUGUCUGCCAGUGCUCGGAAGGCUUCCUUAUUAAUGAUGACCUCAAGACCUGCUCCAGGGCAGAUUACUGCUUGCUGAGCAACCAUGGUUGUGAAUACUCCUGUGUCAACACAGACAGAUCCUUUGCCUGCCAAUGUCCUGAGGGUCAUGUGCUCCGCAGUGAUGGGAGGACCUGUGCAAAACUGGACUCCUGUGCUUUGGGGGACCAUGGUUGUGAACAGUCAUGUGUCAGCAGUGCAGAUUCAUUCGUGUGUCAGUGCUUUGAGGGAUACAUCCUUCGUGACGAUGGGAAGACCUGCAGAAGGAAAGACGUGUGCCAGGCUGUAGACCAUGGCUGUGAGCACCUUUGUGUGAACAGUGGCGAAUCAUACAUCUGCAAGUGCCUGGAGGGAUUCAGGCUGGCUGAGGAUGGGAAGCGCUGCAGGAGGAAGGAUGUCUGCAAGUCAACCCAGCAUGGCUGUGAGCAUAUCUGUGUGAACAGUGGGAAUUCCUAUCUGUGCAGGUGCUCAGAGGGCUUUGUCCUAGCUGAGGAUGGAAGGCAUUGCAAGCGAUGCACUGAAGGCCCAAUUGACCUAGUCUUUGUGAUUGAUGGAUCCAAGAGCCUUGGAGAAGAGAAUUUUGAGAUUGUGAAGCAUUUUGUCACUGGGAUCAUAGAUUCCUUGGCAGUUUCCCCCAAAGCUGCUCGUGUGGGGCUGCUGCAGUAUUCCACACAGGUCCGCACAGAGUUUACCCUGAGGGGCUUCAACUCAGCCAAGGACAUGAAGAAAGCUGUGGCCCACAUGAAAUACAUGGGCAAAGGCUCUAUGACUGGGCUGGCCCUCAAACACAUGUUUGAGAGAAGUUUUACCCAAGUAGAAGGGGCCAGGCCCCUUUCCACACGGGUGCCCAGAGUAGCCAUCGUGUUCACCGACGGACGAGCUCAGGAUGAUGUCUCCGAGUGGGCCAGUAAAGCCAAGGCCAAUGGUAUCACUAUGUAUGCUGUUGGGGUAGGAAAAGCCAUCGAGGAAGAACUACAGGAGAUUGCCUCUGAGCCCACUGACAAGCAUCUCUUCUAUGCAGAAGACUUCAGCACAAUGGGUGAAAUAAGUGAAAAGCUGAAGCAAGGCAUCUGUGAAGCUCUAGAAGACUCUGAUGGAAGACAGGACUCACCAGCCAGGGAUCUGCCAAGGCAGGUCCACCAGUCAACAGUGCAUCAUAGGUACCUGUUUGAAGAAGACAAUCUUCCACGGUCUACACAAAAACUUUUCCACUCAAUGAAAUCUUCAGGAAACCCUUUGGAAGAAAACCAGGACCAAUGCAAAUGUGAAAACCUUAUACUGUUCCAGAAUCUUGCAAAUGAAGAAGUAAGAAAAUUAACCCAACGCUUAGAAGAAAUGACUCAAAGAAUGGAAGCCUUGGAAAAUCGCCUAAGAUACAGAUGAAGACUAGAAGUGCUUUUAUGUAUAUUUGUACACAAUCAUAAAACGGAUUUUGACAAAGGUAGUGGAGCCUGAAAGCUCACACCAUAAGUAGAUCUAUCAGCUGUAAAGCAAAAUACAACCAGUACAGAAGACACUGGAUUGCUUGACUGCUGGACAAGAGAAAAUGGAGACAUUCAGUUGUCUAAAUUCAAGAUGGGUGGGGGGAGGAAUCCUGAAUUCUGAGUUUCCCAUGAGAAUAAAUAAGCCAUGCAGUGUCCCAUGAUGUACUGUGGACAUGACUUCUGCCUCAACACUGAAACUGUUCAUUUGACAACUGAAAUAUCUAAUCCAGCAGAAAACUGACUCCACAAAUUGCUAUUUUUUUUGUACUGGAAUUUACCUUGAUGUGUAUAUGGGCAUGUGCAUAAGCCUUAAGGACCUAUAUUCUGUACUAAGUUGAAUUUCUACACAAUAUUAAAAUUCACCACUCCAGAAA
Arvicanthis niloticus (Nile rat) is the source of this 3540-nucleotide messenger RNA. It is a transcript of the gene Matn2, whose product is annotated as matrilin 2. NCBI's taxonomy places the organism in Eukaryota, Metazoa, Chordata, Mammalia, Rodentia, Muridae. The record is from RefSeq and is a predicted model, not a curated record. Gene Ontology annotation, molecular function: calcium ion binding.